UGAGCAGUUAGCAAACAGCUGCACUGUUAGCACCACAUCGUCACACAGGUUAGUGAGACAGACUGACUUCGCCCCCAUGGACUGUGUGAUAGCUUUGGCUGUACUGCUGUGUGUGGCAACACAGGUGUUGUGCCAGCUGUGUGACAGGCCCUGCCUUUGCCCUGGUCCUGUCCCUCAGUGUCCCACAGGAGUCCCACUGGUUCUGGAUGGCUGCCGGUGCUGCCAGGUGUGUGCCCGGCAGCGAGGCGAGCCUUGCACUGAGAUGUUUCCUUGCGACAGCCAGAGAGGGCUGCAGUGCGACUACAGCGCCAGCUUCCCCGGAAGCCCUGGGGAGUGUGUCGGUCAGGAGGAUCUGGGCUGUGAAGUCAAUGGCAUCACUUACCAGGAGGGCCAGUCCUUUCAGCCCUCCUGUGAUGCCUACUGCCACUGCAGAGGUGGAGGGGUGACCUGUGUGCCGGCUUGUCCCCUGACUGUCCGUCUUCCCACUCCAGAUUGUCCCAACCCACAAUUUAUCCGGCUACCGGGGAAGUGCUGCAAGGAGUGGGUGUGUGAAAACCUGGAGAACACAGUCAUCCAGGAUGCCAUCACAGCCAUGAGACCCAACAGGCUUUGGCCAGCCCUCCCGAGGGAUCAUCCUCUAAACAAACUGGUCUCACCUGCCCCCACCUGUAUAGAGCAGAGCACCCAAUGGAGUGCCUGUUCCCAGAGUUGUGGGGCUGGGGUCUCCACACGGGUUUCUAACCAGAAUCCUUCCUGCAAGCUGCAAAUGGAGACUCGACUUUGCAAAGUGCGGCCUUGCCAUACAGUCCUGCCUGCCCCAAGGAAACCCAAGUGGGGACGGCAGGGUCAGUGCAAGGCCAGCUACACGUCACCGGGGCCCAUUCGACUCGUUCACCAGGGCUGCUACAGCACUCGUGCCUACAAGCUCCGGUACUGUGGACAGUGUACUGACUCCCGCUGCUGCAUGCCUUACCAAACCACCACUGCUGAGGUGACCUUCCGCUGCCCCACCGGCAGACUGCUACCGCGAGCUGUGAUGAUGAUCCACACGUGUGUCUGUCAUAACAACUGCCCCUACUCUCCGUACAGUAACCCUGCUCUUUGGGGAUACCGUCCUUGAUUCACUUAUAACACUUCAGACUUCACUGACUGACUCUUCAUCUCUGAGGCUUGCCACACAUGUGGACUGGACAUUGAGAGAAACUUUUUGUAUCACCAGCUGGAUCCACAUAGGCAUCCUCAAUGGACCUUGAAAGAGAAAAUGACAUUGUAGAUAAAAAAAAACUGUGAUUGAGUGUGUGGGAUGAAUCCUGAUCUUCACACACAACUUCUGUCUGCACUUAUUCACAACUCCAGCCCCUUGGAAAGCCAGUAUACUGGUGUUUUUUGAGCAUAUCUAAGAUGCAAAAGAUAGAAAGAAAACUUUAUUACAUAGCACUUUUCAAAACAGAAGUUACAAAGUGCUUUACAGGAAGAAGGAAAAGGGAAAUAGGGAGACAGAGGAGACAGAGAAGACAAUAUAUAAAUACGAAAAGGUUAUAAAACCAAGACAAAGAAUAAGUAGGUUUCAAGAUGAGAUAUGCACUGAUUUGGCUUCUCUGAGACUUUGCAUAAUCACCUUUGUAGUUUUCAGCAUUGACUUUGAAACAGCAUCCAAACGUCCCUGCUGUGAGGAACUGAGGCUUCUCCCAUACCGACGUGCCUGAUCAUGUAAUGCCUUGAUUGUCAAAGGUAAAGUUUCGAAAUCAGUCAUUCAAGAGACAGGGAUCCAGUGCAGAGAGACAAAAACUGGUACAAUGUGUGAUUUAUGUUAGGUUUCUGCAGAGUUCUGCACCUGCUGGUGUCAAGAUAGAGAAGAUUUGCUUGAGCAGCAGAACAAAGUGUGACAUGAUAAAGGAAGGAUAAGGAAGAUUCUGGUUCAUGCAAUGUUCCUUAGUUCAUUAAUUCCUUGGUUAGAAAGCAGGACUGAACCCGAGAUUUCAUGCGGACGAGGCUGGGAUCAAAAGUAAUCCAAAGAUUUUUCAUACUGGGUUUAACAUUUGGGGAAAGCAGGGCCAUUAAACUGUUAUAGUUAUUUGCAUAACAGUAUCUGGGCCAAUAAAAAGAAUUUCUGUUUUGACACAAUUAAGCUGUGGAACGUUUUGAGACAUCCAUUUGUAGGAGAAACAAAAAAUGUGAUUUUUUUUCUCAUAACAUUUCAUAAUACUUCAAAAAACUAAACAAUGACUUGAUGACAUUCAGACAUGGUGUCAAUUUGGUUGUAAAUACAGCUUUAAAGACACAUUUACACAACUGAUCUGUAAAUAUGUCAAUAACAAAUUUCAAUGAUAUAAAAGUAUGUACUUGUAUCCCACAGAAUGAUUCCAACCUUUGUGUUGACAGAUAUUAUUUCCUGAUGUGAGCAAUGCAAUUUUUAACUUGUACAGUUUUGUCUGUGUGUUUGUAAUUAGAUGAUGUUGCACUUAUUUCUUCAUUUUCUGUUUUGUUGUAAAUAAUUCUGAACAUGUCUCUUAUGUACAGUGAAAAAUAUUUCAAUAUUUUACA
Messenger RNA from Thunnus maccoyii (southern bluefin tuna), 2544 nucleotides. RefSeq names its product cellular communication network factor 5 (gene ccn5). NCBI's taxonomy places the organism in Eukaryota, Metazoa, Chordata, Actinopteri, Scombriformes, Scombridae. Gene Ontology annotation, cellular component: extracellular matrix; extracellular region. The coding region runs from base 77 to 1120 and encodes 347 amino acids. Gene Ontology annotation, biological process: signal transduction; cell adhesion. The record is from RefSeq and is a predicted model, not a curated record. The transcript has 5 exons. Gene Ontology annotation, molecular function: integrin binding; heparin binding.